AUGCCCCCAGCGAAGAAGCGCAAGACUAGAGCCGCCGCCGAGCGAGCAGAAAAAUCAAACGACGGGCCCGAUAUUUCUAAGGCUGAUUCUGCGCUUCCUCAACAAGAGCCGGUUUCAGCAGCUCCAACCACACCCACACAAACAGAGCCCUCCUCCGCAUCUUCAGCCGCAGAUGCCGCUGCAAAAGCGAAAGAGCGCGCGGAGCGUUUCAAAGCUCUCCAAGCACGCGCCAAAACAGGCGCUCAGAAGAACUUAAAGGAGGCAACGUUGGAGUCACAACGCCUAGCUACCGAUCCCAAUCUCCUCACAUCUCUAAACCGCAAAGCAACAAUCGCGCAACAUAAUCUUAUGAAAGCCGAUGCCGAAGUAGCAGGCGAAGACUUCGAAAGAAAGAGAGCAUGGGACUGGACUAUUGACGAAAGCGAAAAAUGGGACAAGCGGUUGAAGAAGAAAGAUGCACAUAGAGACGACCAGGCAUUCCAGGAUUACAGACAAGAUAGCAGGAAGGUGUAUAAGCGGCAGUUACGGAAUUUGAAGCCGGAUAUGGAUAAUUAUGAGAAGGAGAAGAUGAAGGCGGUUGAAAAGGCUGCUGCAUCCGGCGGACUGGAGAUUGUUGAGACUGAUGACGGGGAACUAGUUGCUGUGGACAAAGACGGCACAUUUUAUUCCACUGCUGAUUCGACUGGGUUUGUAGAACAUAAACCACCGAAAGAUGCUAUUGAUAGGUUGGUUAAAGACCUACAACAAGCUGAGGAGGCGAGGUUGAAGAAGAGAAGAGAGCGGAUGGGGCAGAGUGAUGAUGGUGAUGUUACCUACAUCAAUGAGAAGAACAAAACGUUCAACCAGAAGCUGGCGAGGUUUUACAAUAAGUAUACCGCCGAGAUCCGGGACAGUUUCGAACGUGGUACGAUGAUAUGA
Messenger RNA from Venustampulla echinocandica, 918 nucleotides. Its product is annotated as SYF2-domain-containing protein. The transcript is spliced from 2 exons. NCBI's taxonomy places the organism in Eukaryota, Fungi, Ascomycota, Leotiomycetes, Helotiales, Pleuroascaceae. The coding region runs from base 1 to 918 and encodes 305 amino acids. The record is from RefSeq and is a predicted model, not a curated record. Gene Ontology annotation, cellular component: Prp19 complex; catalytic step 2 spliceosome; post-mRNA release spliceosomal complex.